AGCUGCCAUCUGUCAAAUGAAAAUUAUUUCAAAUCACAGUGAUCUGGAUUGGAUAGAAUUGGCUUCAUGAUCCGAUCUCCAUUCAAUAUUGGGAAAAAGCCUCUGCGGCAGAUACUUGAAGGCCCCUAUGGCUGUGUAUGAUGAAGACCUGUUGAAGAACUCCUUCUAUUUAGCUAUGCAGAAACGACGUCCUGAUCUCUGUAGAAAAGUUGCAGAACUACAUGGAAUUAUGCUUGUACCAUGCAAAGGAAGUCUUUCAAGCAGCUUCAUCUCAGCUUGCCAGUUUGACUCUUAUGUUCUUAGAGCAGUGGAAGAAAACUUUCAGACCUUGAAUGGAAAGGAAAUUUUCAUACAAGGAAACUUGAUCAUACCUGGGGCUGGCUUUAACCAUCAUUGCUCAGUGCCUAUUCUCUUUGAGGAAACCUUCUACAAUGAAAAGGAAGAAAGCUUUAGCAUCCUCUGUAUAGCUCAUUCUCUAGAAAAAAAUGAGAGCAAAGAGCAAUCUUCAGCACCAUCAAAUUCUUACUCCCUGAGAAACAUUGAAGACGUGAGAGAGUUCUUGGGAAGGCACACUGAAAAAUUUGAUAAAGCAAUUACAUCAUUUCACAGGACUUUCAAGGAGCAUGACAGGAAAAUCCUUCGACAUUAUAUAGAUUCUGUGAAUGCACUCUACACCAAAUGCAUCCAGCAGUUACUGAGAGAUUCCCAUCUUAGAAUGCUUGCAAAGCAGGAAUCACAAAUGAAUCUGAUGAAACAGGCUGUGGAAAUGUACAUUCACCAUGCUCUUUAUGACGUGAUCUUUAAAUAUGUGGGAACUAUUGAGGCAAGUGAGGAUGCAGCUUUCAACAAAGUUACGCGAAGUCUGCAAGACCUGCAGCAGAAAGAUCUGGGUAUCAAGCCCGAAUUCAGUUUCAACAUACCGCGUGCAAAGCGUGAACUGAGCCAGCUGAAUAAGUGCACCUCCCCACAACAGAAGCUCCUCUGUCUCCGUAAAGUGGUGCAAAUUAUAAUGCAGUCUCCAAGUCAAAGAGUGAACAUAGAGACCAUGUGUGCAGAUGACCUCCUUUCUGUCUUGCUUUACCUCCUCGUGAAGACAGAGAUUCCAAAUUGGAUGGCAAACCUGAGUUACAUCAAAAACUUCAGGUUUUGCAGCUCAGCAAAGGAUGAGCUAGGAUACUGUUUGACCUCCGUUGAGGCUGCAGUGGAAUACAUCCGACAAGGAAACCUCUCGGACAGGCCAACGGAGACUGCAGGAUUUAGUGAGAAGCUUUUCUUAAAACAAAGAAUGAACAUGCUGUCUCAAAUGUCCACUACUCCAAUAGACUGCUUGUUCCAGCACAUUGCUUCGGGAAACCAGGAAGAAGUAGAGUGCUUAUUAAGCCAAGGGGACAGCGAUAAAGACACUAUGCAAAAAAUGUGCCACCCGCUGUGUUUUUGUGACACAUGCGAGAAACUGGUUUCUGGGAAACUGAAUGAUCCUUCCAUUGUUACGCCAUUUUCUAGAGAUGACCGAGGAUACACUCCACUCCAUAUAGCUGCAAUAUGUGGGCAAGCCUCGCUAAUAGACGUGUUAGUCUCCAAAGGAGCCAUUGUCAACGCUACAGAUUACUAUGGGUCAACACCACUUCACCUGGCCUGUCAGAAGGGAUACCAGAAUGUUACUCUCCUCCUGCUGCAUUAUAAGGCAAGGAACGAAAUACAAGACAAUAAUGGCAACACAGCAUUGCAUCUAGCUUGCACUUAUGGCCAUGAAGAUUGUGUCAAGGCCUUAGUCUAUUAUGACAUCCAUUCUUGUAAAUUAGACAUUGGGAAUGAAAAAGGAGACACCCCUCUCCAUAUUGCUGCCCGCUGGGGCUACCAAGGCAUCAUAGAAGUGCUGCUGCAAAAUGGAGCCAAUGCAGAUAUUCAGAAUCGAAUGAAAGAGACGCCAUCACAAUGUGCGUUAAAUUCUACGAUAUUAUCUUUAAUGGAGCUGAAAUACUUCACAUUUGAAAGAGGAAAGAGUACUUCUCAGCCUCUGGAUAGAGCUUCUCAGCAAGAGGAGGAGGAAGACACUAUCAGCCAAGUAUCGUCUGUCACCAGUUUAUCUUCUGCAGUCACAACCGCCGCAAGCAAAGCGAGACAAGGAGGAACAAAAGCUACUGAUAAAGAGGUAGACAAACUUUUAAGAGCAGUUGCUGACGGCGAUUUGGAAAUGGUACGUUAUCUUUUGGAAUGGGCAGAAGAGGAUCUAGAAGACACAGAAGAAGGAGACAGAGCAGAGAAACAAGAGUUUUGUCAUCCGUUGUGCCAGUGCUCCCAGUGCGGUCUGGCACAAAAGAAAUUCUUCAGAUCACCCACGAGUGGCCUUGGUGUGGAUGUUACAAACCAAGAUGCCCAAACGCCGCUCCAUGUCGCUGCGCUUUAUGGACAUGCUGACUUAGUCGCUCUCUUGCUGAAACGUGGGGCUGAUGUUGGGGCAAAAGAUGCCAGCCAUGCAGUGCCUCUUCACCUAGCCUGCCAGAAUGGCCACUUAGAGGUAGUAAAGUCUCUGAUAGAUAACCAUGCUAAACAAAAUAAAAAGGACAUUCUUGGAAAUACUCCCUUGAUGUACGCUUGCUUGAACAAUUAUCAAGAGAUAGUGGCCUUUUUGAUACAGCAUGGGGCCUUGGUUAACCUUUCCAAUAACCAAGGCAAUACAUCCCUCCAUACAGCUGUGAUUGGGAACAAUGAAGCCGUGGUUCAGCUGCUGUUGCAACACGGAGCAUCGACCCACAUUAGGAACGACAAGCAGUGCACACCUCUUGACUAUGCUGAGCCCAAAUCUGCUAUUCUCAAGAUGCUUUAUACUGCAGCGACCUCAGGAGAGGGAAGGCAAGCAGAUUAUAAAACUUACACGUCUGGAAAGAUCAGGAGAAAAAUCGGCUUUACGUCUCCUGAGAUGGAAGAUGAUCUGGUCACCCGGCGCCUUCAGCUUUUCCAGUCGAUUAAUCGAUUUGACAAGUCAAAAGACCUGCGGAAGACUAUAACAAGAGACAAAAGUAUCCCUAACUUUGGUGGUGAACUACUGCACCAGAGCUUUGACCAGAGCAAGCUGAAGUCCAUGGAUCCUUUAGAGCCAAGUGGGCCUCACAGCCCUGAUGCCAGCAACAGCCGUGAACCCACCCGGGAAGACAACACCACUGACGAGGCAGCAGCGCCCAACAGAAGUCAACUCAUGCACCGGAGGCACACCGUUAACGUGGCACUUUCAGCAACAGAUGUCAGCGACAUCAGUGAUCUGUCCAGAUCCAGAGAGCCAAGCGUAUCUUCACUAGAAGGCUGCUCUGAUUGAGAUUUUCAAAAACUCCAGGCAAAAAAAGAUGUCCAGAGGUAACAGACUUGUGCAACAGCAGCUUUUACUCUCUUUCCACUCAGCAUUGAAGAAUUAAAAGAUGCUUAGAACUAAGGCUUUCAAAACGGGAUCAGGAAGUUUUGGAGAAAGAAGUGUCUCCAAUCCGAACAGAAUUUGCACUUUUGGAAAAUUAAAUCCUUUUACUUGCAGAUACAUUCACAAAAUCCAGGGAGUUAAUCGAGGUGAACACACUUGAUCAAGAGAGAUUGUCAGAUGUGCAGAUACGUCCCUAUAUUCUUGAAUACUCCAAAUGGGUUUCAGCACAAAAGCAUGAAGGUGUAUUCAAAGAAUUCCACAGAAUUUCCAAGGACCUAAAUAUUGUAGUUUGGAAAGGCAGUGAUUUCAGGUUUGAUGCUGCUAAUUCACACAUUCUCAGAAGGCUCUGGGGCACUCCACGGUUGGGAGAUGUAUAUAAAGUGUGAUGCACAUGGCAAGAUUGCACAGUCUGCUUCAUUUUCUUUGGUUUUGUUGCAAUGUUGGAGAUUACAAUAACUGCUUUUAAUGAAGAAUAGUUUUGUUGAAAGCUUUCAUGGCUCGAAUCACUGGGUUGCUGUGAGUUUCCUGGACUGUCUGGCCAUGUUCCAGAAGCAUUCUCUCCUGACGUUUCACCCGCAUCUAUGGCAGACAUCCUCAGAGGUUGUGAGGUCUGUUGGAAACUAGGAAAAUGGGGUUUAUAUAUCUGUGGACUACUCAGGUUAGAAGA
Molecule: messenger RNA, 4076 nt
Organism: Anolis sagrei ordinatus
Lineage: Eukaryota; Metazoa; Chordata; Lepidosauria; Squamata; Anolidae
Source: RefSeq, a predicted model, not a curated record